Molecule: messenger RNA, 2880 nt
Organism: Rhipicephalus microplus (southern cattle tick)
Lineage: Eukaryota; Metazoa; Arthropoda; Arachnida; Ixodida; Ixodidae
Product: putative cationic amino acid transporter
Biological process (GO): transmembrane transport; amino acid transport
Cellular component (GO): plasma membrane
Molecular function (GO): amino acid transmembrane transporter activity
Source: RefSeq, a predicted model, not a curated record
AUGCUUGCCGCCGGCUCGUCUCGGCCGACCUCCAUGGCUCACGGCACGGCUGACACGUCGGGUUCUGCGAUGGCGGCGUCAUCGAGCGCCCUGGCGUCUACAACGACUGCGGACAUCGUCACGCCUGCUGUUCAACCCCCGGUUGUGAGGGCUUCAGUGUCGACGAUGUCCGGGGGUGCCUCUCCACUCACCUCGGUGAUCUGCGUGUCUGGCCGGCAGCAACCAUCCUCGCCCUCGUGGUCUCUCGCGGGCGAGGUUGAAGCCAAGGGCUGUCAACCACGGCCAGACUUCCGAGAUGUUGCGACUCUGACCGACCCUCCUGAGGACGACGUGCCUGGUCUGCCUAUGUCACAGCAGACCGCACAUCUCACGCCUGGCAUGCGGGCACCCAUCUUCCAUACCGACCUGCGCACGAACCGACGUGCGCCGACUACUGAGGGUGUUUCGCCAGGUCAGGGUACGCCCACUGAGCCUCCUCUGGAGUCCAUGUCUGCUGGAUCCCAUGACACGCCUCCUGCUGAGUUCUUGACGGAAGCCGUGGGCGAGCUGGCGUGUGACUGGACUGUGGGCACACCCUUUUACGGGCCUCAUGCGUCAUUCACCUCUGCCCGGCGUGUACAACCCUACUUGCUCACUGCCAGCGUUCCCCGAGAAACCAUGUUUACCUUCAGCAAGCCCAGCUUUCUCACCCUCGUGGCGAGGCUGGUCCGGACCAAGGACCCGGCCUCGGACGUCACAGAAUCCAAGACAGAGCUCAAGCGUUGCCUGACGACGCUGGACUUGACGUCCCUGGGCGUUGGCAGCUGCGUAGGCACUGGCAUGUACCUGGUGGCCGGCAUGGUGGCGAGAAACUUUGCCGGCCCGGGGGUCAUCUUCUCCUUCAUCAUCGCCGCCAUUGCGUCCCUCUUCUCCGGCGUGUGCUAUGCGGAGUUUGGAGUGAGGGUGCCGCACACGACCGGAUCUGCGUACAUGUACAGCUACGUGACCGUGGGCGAGUUCGUGGCCUUUGUCAUCGGCUGGAACAUGAUACUGGAGUACCUGAUUGGCUCGGCGGCCGGGGCGUGCGCCAUCAGCGCCUGCAUCGACGCCAUGCUCGGGGGCGCCAUCAGCGACGCCUUCCGGAACACAUUCGGAACCAUCAUUGGUCACACUCCGGACCUGCUGGCCGGUAUCAUCACCGUGCUGAUGAGCGCGCUCAUGCUGGCGGGCGUCAAGAAAUCCCUGCUAUUCAACAACGUACUGAACUGCCUCAACUUCGCCGUGUGGGUCUUCAUCAUGGGCGCUGGACUCUUCUACAUUGACACCGACAACUGGACCAAGCACGGGGGAUUCGUCCCUUACGGCUGGUCAGGGGUUCUGGCCGGCGCUGCAACGUGCUUCUACGCGUUCAUCGGCUUCGACAUCAUCGCCACGACGGGCGAGGAGGCCGAGAAUCCAAAGGUCGCCAUACCGACGGCCAUCAUCUUCAGCCUGGCCAUCGUUCUCACUGCGUACAUCACGUCCAGCAUGAUGGUGACGCUAAUCGUUCCGUACAGCCAGAUAAACGCCGGUGCUGGUCUGGUGGAGAUGUUCGCCCAGAGAGGGGCCCGUUCCUGCCACUACAUCGUGGCUCUCGGGGCACUCGCUGGCCUCGUCGUCUCCAUGCUGGGCUCCAUGUUCCCCAUGCCUCGUGUGGUUUACGCCAUGGCAAAGGACGGCCUCAUAUUCAGGGCCCUGGCCAAGGUGUGGCCAGUGACGGAGACGCCUGCAUUCGCCACUCUGCUCCUAGGUGGAGCCACGGCUAUCGUCUCCAUCGUCAUGAGCCUCGACGUGCUCGUGGAAAUGAUGUCUAUAGGCACGCUGAUGGCGUACACGCUGGUGUCGACGUGCGUGCUGUUGCUGCGGUACCAGCCGCGCACCAAGACCCUGGUGGAGCUGCUCCCGGAGUCGGUGCGCUCGCAGUGCCCUACGCCCAGCAGCGAGGCGCCCCCGUCGAUGGUGCCCUCGCUUAGAGGACUCGGACUGGGCUCUACGGGGCCACCCCUGGGGGCCUCCACGACCACCAUACGCACCAAGAGGUCCAACCGCGUCGUUACGCCCGACAGCGACGACGACGAGAGAAAAGGUGGGCACCGAAAAGGGCGAAGUAUCCCCGCACAAUGGAAGCAUCCGCAGGAGGGCUACGGCUCGAUGCUGGACGCCCAGGAGAGCAUCGAAGAGGACAUGUUCCAGCAGCCCACGUGGUGGGACACUAAGACCAAGCAGCUCGGUUACCUGCUGCCCUUUCUCAGGGCACACCCCGGACCAGCCACCGACAGCUCGGGCAUGAAGGUGAUGAAGCUGGUGGGCCUGCUGUACGUGUUCGCGAUCGCCUUCGACCUUGUGAUCGUGUGCGGCGUCGGGGCCCUGGAACGGGGCAACGGCUUCGUGCUUGUCUUUCUGUUCGCCUGCUUGGCGGGAAUACUCACCUCCGUCUUCCUCAUCGCCAUGGAGCCACAGGCCAAGUGCGACCUGAAGUUCAAGGCUCCCGGCGUGCCUUUAGUGCCGGCAAUCGCUGUCGUAGUCAACAUCUACCUAAUCUUCAAGCUUUCUGUGCUCACGCUGGUGCGGUUCGUGGUGUGGAUGGUACUAGGGAUGUUGAUGUACUUCUUCUAUGGCAUCAAGCAGAGCAACCUAGAGUCCCUGAUGGAAGAACGCAUCGAACUCAAGAUACCGACGCAGGGUUUCACCCUGCAGGCGCCACCAGCGCCGCCGCAGCAGCGGCAGCAACCGCCAACGGCUCAGGAGAUCAGCGCCAAGCUCGCCGACGUGGCCAAUGGCCGACCGCUUCCGGUGCCUCCGAGACCCUACGACCAGCAGGAAGAACAAGAAGUCAGGCAACGCUGGCAGACCUUCGAGUAG